Messenger RNA from Tetranychus urticae (two-spotted spider mite), 1399 nucleotides. RefSeq names its product cathepsin B. Gene Ontology annotation, molecular function: cysteine-type endopeptidase activity. Gene Ontology annotation, biological process: regulation of catalytic activity; proteolysis. The record is from RefSeq and is a predicted model, not a curated record. NCBI's taxonomy places the organism in Eukaryota, Metazoa, Arthropoda, Arachnida, Trombidiformes, Tetranychidae.
AACAAAGACAAAAAGUAACUUUUUAGAGUUGACUCUCACACAGUAAAAGUCACCUUUUUAAUUCACAUUUCACUCCUAAGCUCCACUCUGUACCCUUUUUAAUUUUAGAUCCGUUACUCUGGUUCUUCUUAAAUUGUCAAUUCAACAGUGUUUUAUUUAAGUUCAAACUUCAUCAUGAUUAAAGUGUUAUUUUUAAUUUUACUUUCAAGUAAUUUAGCUGAGUUGAAGGCAGUUGAACGUGUUUUCCUUGAUCCAGGAAUCGACCCAUUGUCUGAUGAAAUGGUUAAUGCCAUAAACUCUUUGAAUACUACAUGGAAGGCUAAAAGGAACUUUGUUGGCGUUUCUUUCGACUAUGUCAAAGGACUCCUAGGAGUUGCUCCUGAUGAUAUUUCUUUACCCGAAGCAGAUAUCCAGAUUGCUGAAGAUAUUCCCGAAAGUUUUGACGCUCGUAAAGCAUGGGCAAACUGUACAUCCAUCUCAAACAUUCGAGAUCAGGGUGUAUGCGGUUCUUGUUGGGCUUUUGGUGCUGUUGAAGCCAUGUCUGACCGUAUUUGUAUUGCAUCUGGUGGCAAUCUUCAAGUUGAAUUGUCUGCUGAAGAUUUGCUCUCUUGCUGCUCAUAUUGUGGAAGGGAAUGCAGCAGUGGGCGAGUUGCUCGUGCUUGGGACUACUGGGAGUUCAACGGAAUAGUUACUGGUGGCGCAUUCGCAGGGGCUGGAUGUAAACCAUAUAAAUAUGCACCUUGUGAACAUAACACGGCAGGCCUUACUCUUUCUAAUUGUUCUAGUGUGAUUCCCGAAAAGCCAGUGUGUGUAGGAAAAUGUCAACCAGAUUAUAACAAGUCUUAUGAAGAUGAUAAAUAUUACGGCAAGAAUAUUCGUAAUAUUGGAGGAGCUCGAAGAGUUGAAAAGAUUCAAACUGAAAUAAUGACCAAUGGACCUGUAGAAGCAACAUUCAUAGUUUACAGUGACUUCCCCAGCUAUUCAUCAGGCGUUUAUCAACAUCACAGUCGUGUAAGCAUACUCGAACAUGCCAUUCGCAUUCUUGGCUGGGGCGUUGAGGAUGGCGUUGACUACUGGCUUGUCGCUAAUUCUUGGAAUACAUAUUGGGGUGAUCAAGGAUACUUCAAAAUACGCAGAGGAAUCAAUGAAUGCAAUAUUGAGGACAAAGUAUACGCUGGAACUCCUGAUUUUAGCAGACCAUGAUUGGCAAUUUCGAUCAACUUCGUACAACCAGACUAAACAUCGAUAAAUUUUACAAAAUUUUACGUUUGACUGCAAUGAAAUCCAUUGCUUUGUUGAAAAUCUGAAUGCCUAAUGAUUCAAAAUAGUUUUAUUGUUGACUAAAUAUAUUUUAUGUUGAAUUGUGUUAAUAAACUCAUCUCGAAAACUCAUCAUUGAA